Lathyrus oleraceus (garden pea) is the source of this 1752-nucleotide messenger RNA. Its product is annotated as probable tRNA N6-adenosine threonylcarbamoyltransferase, mitochondrial. Bases 111 to 1472 code for a protein of 453 amino acids. Lineage: Eukaryota; Viridiplantae; Streptophyta; Magnoliopsida; Fabales; Fabaceae. Gene Ontology annotation, cellular component: mitochondrion. Gene Ontology annotation, biological process: tRNA threonylcarbamoyladenosine modification. The transcript is spliced from 13 exons. The record is from RefSeq and is a predicted model, not a curated record.
CAAAAAGAAAAGGUUUAUUAUUUAUGUUUUAGUCCACCCUAUCCAUCUUUUCUUUCGUUUUUGAUGUUCAAGGUGAAAUACACUCUUUUCUUCCACCAUUUCCAACAAAAAUGCUACUUUUUCUCUCUACAAUCGCGGUUCCAUCAAUUUCCCGCGUAAAAUUCCUUCCCAAACCCUCACUCUUCACUUUCACAUCUCUCCGCCGAAUCCAACUUCCCCACAAUCAUUCUACUCGCACCGUCUCUUGCGUCACGAACGAACUACACAACCGAACUCCCAAACGCGAUGGAGACCUUGUCGUUUUGGGCAUCGAAACUAGCUGCGACGACACUGCCGUCGCCGUCGUGAGAAGUGACGGUGAAAUUUUGAGUCAAGUGGUGUCUUCUCAGGCAGAUCUGCUAGUGAAGUAUGGAGGUGUUGCUCCGAAAAUGGCAGAAGAAGCUCACUCACAAGUGAUAGACCAGGUUGUGCAAGAAGCCCUUGAUAAAGCUUAUAUGACUGAGAAGGAUCUCACCGCUGUUGCUGUCACUAUCGGUCCUGGUUUAAGUCUCUGCCUUCGUGUGGGGGUGCAGAAAGCUCGGAGAAUUGCGGGGGGCUUCAAUUUACCAAUUAUUGGCAUCCAUCACAUGGAGGCUCAUGCUCUAGUGGCUAGGCUAAUCGAGAAAGAUUUGCAAUUUCCAUUCAUGGCCCUACUUAUUUCAGGUGGACACAAUCUACUUAUUCUUGCACGGGAUCUUGGGCAAUACACACAACUUGGAACUACAAUAGAUGAUGCUAUUGGUGAGGCUUAUGACAAGUCAGCAAAAUGGCUUGGACUUGACAUGAGUAGAAGUGGUGGUCCUGCUAUAGAGGAGCUUGCUAGGGAGGGCAAUGCUAAAUCAGUUAAUUUUUCUAUUCCAAUGAAGCAGCAUAAAGAUUGCAACUUCUCCUAUGCCGGUUUAAAAACCCAAGUAAGGCUGGCAAUUGAGUCCAAAAAGAUUGAUGCCAAAAUUCCUAUUUCUUCUGCAAGUUAUGAAGAUCGAAUGUCACGAGCUGAUAUUGCUGCUUCCUUUCAGCGAAUUGCAGUGUUACAUCUUGAGGAAAGGUGUGAACGAGCAAUACAAUGGGCAUUGAAGAUGGAGCCUUCUAUAAAACACUUGGUUGUCUCAGGUGGUGUUGCAUCAAAUCAAUAUGUUAGGGCUCGGCUAGAUACGGUUGUGAAGAAGAAUGGCCUGCAACUUGUAUGCCCUCCUCCCCGGCUUUGUACCGACAAUGGUGUAAUGAUUGCUUGGACUGGUAUUGAGCACUUUCGGGUUGGAAGAUAUGACCCUCCACCUCCUGCAGAAGAUCCGGAAGACUAUUUCUAUGAUGUACGCCCAAGGUGGCCGCUGGGGGAAGAAUAUGCUGAAGGAAGAAGUGAAUCUCGCUUCUUAAGAACGGCACGUCUUCAUCCUUCUCUCACAUCUCUAAUUCAAGCAUCAUUGCAACAGUGACAUUGCAUGACCUUCCGGGUUUCUUCAGCCUCUUCAAGUCCCUUUACAUAUAUACAUUAUACAUAUUACCAAAUUUGAUUAUUUGGCCGGAGAAACUGGCCAUUUGGACCAAAGUCUCAUCAGAAAAUCCAGCUAAACAAUGUCACAUCAGGAAAACCUCAUAGUUAUGGUUGGAAGAGAUGAAAAUUGAUUACUGCAAUAACCAAAAUUGUAUAACUUUAAAGGCUGCAUCUAUGCCUGAUUCUUUAGGAAAUUUAUAAUAGAAGGACUUGUAUUUGUU